Ustilago hordei is the source of this 5112-nucleotide messenger RNA. Its product is annotated as related to Nuclear pore complex protein Nup214. Lineage: Eukaryota; Fungi; Basidiomycota; Ustilaginomycetes; Ustilaginales; Ustilaginaceae. The coding region runs from base 1 to 5112 and encodes 1703 amino acids. The transcript has a single exon. The record is from RefSeq and is a predicted model, not a curated record.
AUGGACUUCCCGUCGCAGUAUCCCGAUUCGCCUGCCAAAUCGUUGGCAGGUCCAGCACGCGCUCGUGUCAUGGCACGACAGUAUCGCACUUCGUCCACCAAACCUUACGCAAGGCCCUCUAUUGGUCUCAUUGCUUCUGAUUCCAGCGCCUCUCUGCAUUCAAACGCUCCUGACUCUCCAGCGCAACUAAAACCAUCGACCCCAAAAGCAGUCAACAACAAGAGCAACAACAACAACAACAACAACAACAACAACAACACCACCACCACCACCACCACCAACAACAACAACAACAACAACAACAACAACAACUCACUUGCACCGCCCGCCACUCAGUCCUCGCGCUCUACCUUUUCACCCUUGCGCGUCGCUGCUUCACCCAUUGCUCUGCUCGGAAGCGUUCGAAAGAUGGUAACAAAACCUUUGUCAUGGCUCACCAGCGCCGCAGCAGCUGUUGAACCUGAAUUAGGCAUCCCAACAUCCUCCAGCACCAACUCGCUUUCGUCUAUAGCUCGUCGACGUGCUGCUGCUCAGGCUUCCAUAAAGCCCAGCUCAGAAGAGAUCGCUUACGAAAAGGAUGCUCCAACUCGUGCUGCUCGUGCUGUCGGCCAACGUCUUGCUGCUGGUCUACGAUCUCGAUCCAACCUUCACGAUGAUGAGGAGAGUCAGCUUCGUCCACCACCACCACCAACACCGCCAACGAUAAUGACAUCCAACCCCUCCUCGUCCAUGUCCAUGUCUAUGUCUUGCCUCGUUCCUGGUCCUGCACCUCCUCGACUUACCCGUAAACAAUCGCCGGACGAUGGAGCUAGCCCCUUGGCUGGACCUUCUUCUUUACCCAAGGUAGCAGACAGUGGUUCGAGCGACAAAGCUAUCACAUGGAGCAGCCGAUCCUCUAAACGUAUGCUCCACAUCUCAUCCCGACGAUCCGCCAAUCCCGACAACUCUCUCGAGGUAUUGAGUGAUGCAGAUUCAGCUUUACCUCCUCCUCAGGCUCAGCCUUACCAUCCCAGGAGCCACUACACACUACGAAGCCCACCUUCGCAGCUCCUCGGCUACCCUCGAUCCUCACUUCGACCUGAUGAUGCCAUGUCCGAGUCUGCUUCGACCUCUAUGAGCCACUCCAACUCGUUCAGCGCCUUUGGCUAUGGCAAUCAAGUUCGAUACGCCGACAGUGCCUUUGGUCUUCCGCCCUCCAGCUCCCCCUUCCAACUUUCUUCCCGUUCAAGCCGUGCUCCCUUCACCUCCAGCCUUCUUGCCCACGCUGCUUCUUCUGGACGCGCUUCUCGAGCAGGCAGCGUCAGCCUUCGAGGCGGAUCACCAGCACCUUCGACCGCAUAUUCACCAGCUCCUCCUCGCCCAGGCACACCACAACGCCGCAACUGGAACGGUAUCAACCUUGCAACUCCUUCCGCUCCCUCUGUUGGUGACGAGAUGAUGCGCGAGUACCUCUCCUCACGUACACUUCCCGCUAUCAACCCUACCAUUCGUCGCAGCUUGGGUCUGCCGACAGAUGAGCCCAUGAUCACUUCUUCUUCCGUCGCUGGCGGCAGUCUGAUGGACGAGACCGAAUCCUUGACUCCCAGUCGGCUCGCUAAGCGAGAUAUCGAUAUGAGCGUCGAUGGUGACUCGCAGAGAUUCGGCACCCCUUCAAAGCGUCGAAUGGUCUGGCAUCCUGAGCUUGGUUUCAUCAGUCACGAAGAACUCAAGGCGCGCGAGCCUAAGUUGCCAUCGCCAAAGAACGAAGCCGAGCGUUUGCUCAAUGUUCUCGAGACACUGCGCAAGCCCACCAACACUUCGCAUGGCCUUGGUACCAGCAAAGCUCCUCCAGCUACCAUCAACGUCCCUGCUCCUAUCUCUGAUCUUCCAGCCUCUGCCAGUAGGAAUGCCAAGUCGAACAAUGGAAAGCCCAGUGUCGGUGUCGCACCUUACACCAGGUACCUUCGUAAAGCCAAGGCUGUACAAGCGAGCGAGGGACAAGGAGGUAUGAGGGCCAGGUUGAAGAAGGUGCAGCCUGCCGCUUCUCGCGCCAACAUGAUGGACACGGACGACCUCGAUGAGGAUUCACGUGCUUCUGAGCCUGAAGAUGCUGAACAGGCUGAGGAAGAGGAAGAAGAGGAAGAACCAGCACCAGCACCACUCCAGCCAGAACCCAUCCGACGAUCGCGAAGACUCCAACAUCAGGCUCCCAGCUCUGACAAAGUUACACAGACCCCUGUCAAGCAGCAGGCCGACAAAGCUGCUUCUCGCAAUACACAGCUCAAGUCAGCACUCAAGGCCACACCCCUUCGACCUUCUGCUCAAAACCAAUCCACCCCUUCUUCCGCAAUCACAGAGACUCCUAAACCUGCUUCUCACCGUAUCCCUCUCUCCGCUGCCAACAAAGCCCCUUCUAGCACUGCCAAGAAGGACAACUUCUCUGUCAAGACUUCUUCCGAUCCCACAGCUCCCCGUGAACGCAGCUCGCUUCGUCAAGGAGCAGCCAAAACUUCGCGUACCCACCAAAGCUCUGGCAAGUUCAGCGCUUGGGACGAAGAUGAAGAAGAAGAGGAUCUACCGGAUGCUAGCGAACUGGCUAAGAUCAAGUUGCCUACCAAUAUGUUUCCUUCUGGCUUUUCUUUCGGUUCUUCUUCUUCCUCCAGCAGCAGCACUUCGACUGCUCCCGCAGCUGCAAGCAAGCCAGCUAUCAGUUCAUCUGACUCUUCAGCAUCAACCGGCGGUUCUCUGCUCGGCCGAUUGGGAGGCUUGGACUCAUCUGCUGCCCCCGCGACAGCUCCUGAGAAGAAAGCUGAGGCGCAUAAACCUGCAGCUUCAUCGUUCUCCUUCUCAGCUCCUUCCAAAGACGCACCCAACACGAUGUCCAAGUUCAGCUUUGGUGCUCCUGCCGCUGCCUCUGGCAAGGAUCAAAGCAACGCCACUGCUUCUGCCGAGGCAAACAAGUCAAAUGCUACUCCAGCCUCUGACUUCUUCAGCAAGCCUGCUGAACCUGCUGCUCCCACCUCGCUCAAUGAGGCAAAGAAGGAUGGUCCGGUACCCAACUUCUUCGGAAGCACAAUGAAGAAAUUUGAGACUGGUAAGCCUGCUGAUGCUCCCGCUGCUGCUGCUGCUUCGAGUACCGGUGGAUUCUCGUUUGGCGCUUCAGCUGCUGCAAGCAACAGCAAGGACUCAGCAGCGUCGAUGGAUAAGCCUGCUGCUGUCAGCUUUGAUUUUAAGCCAGCCAUCGACUCCACCAGCUCCACCAGCACUGCGCCCACAAGUAACUCUUUCGGCUCCUUCAACGCACCAAGACCAGCCGAGUCGACAGAAAAGGAAUCCGAGGCACCCGCUAGCGGCAGCAAGCUUUCCUUCUUUGGCGCUUCCUCUAGCACAGCCGGUUCAGGUGGAUUCACCUUUGGUGCCUCUUCUGCUGCUGCUGCUGCUGCUGCUGCUUCAACCGGACCCAAGCGUGGUGCAGACAAAGACAGCGAACCGGUAGCAAAGAAGAGUAUGCAUAGCUUCUCUUUCGGUUCCACUUCUUCCUCUUCCGUACCAGCUGCUGCCUCGUCUAGCAGCUUCAGCUUCGGCACCCCUACCACCGGCGAGAAGAAGGAAGAAACUCCCAAAUCUGACAUGCCAAACUUCUUCGGUGCAAAGGGAGACAGCAGUGCCACUGACGCAGCUUCAAAGCCUACAGCGUUUUCGGGUGAAUUCUCGUUUGGUAAGCCAGCAGAAUCCACCGCAACCUCUGCCCCUGCUUCUGCUUCGGGAUCGGCAGGAUUCAGCUUCGGUACGCCGAAACCCGCCCCUGCUACUGAUGUUGCUAGACCUGCACCGAGUGGAUUCAGCUUCGGCAGCACCACGGCGAGCAGUCCAGCACCCGAGUCUACGCCUUCAUCCACGUUUUCAUUCGGCGCAUCCAAACCCGCAUCCGAAAGCACCCCUGCUUCUGCGCCUGGGUCUGGUUCUACUACUCCCACAUUCUCCUUUGGUGCUCCCGCAUCCACCAGCGGUAGUGAUGCAAGUAAGCCACCACCAGCAAGCACGGGAGGAUUCUCAUUCGGCACUCCCUCUUCGUCUAACACUGGCUUUGGCAGCACUACUGGUGGAUUUGGCGGUUUCGGAGCACCCAAACCCAACCCUACCACCAACACCAACACCAACACCAACACCAACACCAACACCAACACCAACACCAACACCAACACCAACACCAACACCAACACCAACACCAACACCAACACCAACACCAACACCAACACCACCACCACUGGAGCGGGAGCGGGAGCGGGAGCGGGAGCGGGUGGAAACAGCAGCGAAAUGAUGGAUGAUUCUCCACAAAAAACCACCCCAGCUGCUAGUACGCCUAGUUUUACAUUCGGCUCUUCAACCCCUACCCCAGCCUCCACUGCUGCUAAACCACCCUCCACCUUCACUUUCGGGUCAUCCCCAGCCCCCGGCCCCGCUACCUCUACUGCACCGAACUCGGCGUCUGGGUCGACCUUCACUUUUGGUGCACCUUCUUCCACCGGCGCGGGCGGUGCGGGCGGUGCGGGCGGUGGAUUUAGAUUCGGAUCCCCAAGCCCCAAUCCCGCUCCUCCUACCUCUGCUGCACCUGCCAGCACCCCAUUUAGCUUUGGUAGCGGUGCAACUGGAACGACCACUCCAGGUGUAGGUUCUACUCCCGCAUCACCUUUCCUUGCGCCUCAAGGUGUACCGACUACUCCUGGUGGUUCACCUUUUCAGUUUGGCUCAAACCCUACCCCUGUCGCUGGUGGUGGAGCGACGUUCCAGUUUGGCGCUAGCACAAACUCUGCCUCUGCUCCUGGUGGUGGGGGUGGAUUUGGAUUUGGCACUCCUUCUGCUGCACCUACUUUCGGCGCGCCCAAUCCUACUCCUGGCUUUGGGGGAGGGGGAGGAUUUGGAACCCCGACAACUCCCAGCGCAGCUCCAGGAGGAGGAGGGUUUACAUUUGGCGGGGCAGCAAAUGGAAUCCCACAAUUACCCCAAACACCAGGAGCACCAGGAGGUGGAGCAAUGUUCAGUAUGGGUGCUUCCCCCAGCGGCGGUCCUAAUUCAACGGCGAACUCUGCUGGUGGUAGACAGAUUAAGCCUUUACGCCAGAGAAGACGCUAG